Messenger RNA from Solea solea (common sole), 6402 nucleotides. It is a transcript of the gene dagla, whose product is annotated as diacylglycerol lipase, alpha. Lineage: Eukaryota; Metazoa; Chordata; Actinopteri; Pleuronectiformes; Soleidae. Gene Ontology annotation, biological process: lipid metabolic process. Gene Ontology annotation, cellular component: postsynaptic membrane; dendrite membrane. The record is from RefSeq and is a predicted model, not a curated record. The transcript has 21 exons. Bases 869 to 4129 code for a protein of 1086 amino acids.
CUCACAGCCUCCGGGUUUUUCUGUGGUUGGCCUCAGGAAAGGGAGCGGCAGCAGCAGCGGCGGCGGCGGCGGCGGCAGCAGCCUCUCGACAAACACUACUCUCUGUGAACGUGAUUCCUUGGUAUUCACGAACCACCAGUGGCGCUCUUUUCCCGCAGGAAGUGUCCACGGUCUUCCAUUUACGAAUACCUGCCAGUUCCACGUAUGUCAAACAGGAUUUGAGCUCCCAAACACGGAAGGAUAACAACCAAUUUUUUUUUUCCCCCCUGUGGGAAUACUGUCCGAGGGGAGGGGCCCGAAUUCCCGUGAAAUGCUACCGCCGUUUCGCUGCUGCUCUCCGCGCUGGGGUUCGGGAGUUGUCCGGCUGGUGGCACACUCAAGCUACUACUGACCAAACGAAGACAGGCACUAUUAUCUCCCGUGGAUAAAAAAAAACAAAAAAACACACACCACCAUGCCGGGUUCCGACGGAGAGACGUGAAAAAGCCCCACGGUCACUGAAUUGACACGGCUGACGACGUGUUGCAAUUAAAAGAGAACCGAGCUGUCACUCUCUCCAGCGGUUUCAUACAACAACCGUGUCGUUAAUUGCGCUCGGAGACUGCAUGACACCGAGAGGCACCGAGGCUCCGGGAGUCCAUUCAUCCAGCCUGCUGUGGUAAUGACGUCUGUGUGUUCGCUUGUUUUAAUUUAGUCGGUGAGACGUUCAUGAACACAUCCUCCUCCACCACCACCACCACCACCACCCGGAGUCAGUGUCGGGGAGAGCGACGCUGAGGCGACUCGGCAGUGGGAAGGAUAUGGGAAAGCGAGUGGAACCGAUGCAGUGGGUCUUGUUGUCAAGACAUCGUCAAAAUACAGGGCAGUGAUGCCUGGCAUGGUGAUGUUUCGGCGGCGCUGGUCAGUUGGCAGUGAUGACCUGGUGCUGCCCGCCCUUUUCCUUUUUAUAUUACACUGCAUCUGGUUGGUGGUUCUCUCCGUGGUUCUCUUCGGUCUCCCUUAUGGCUCAGACCAGUCUUGUUCCAUUACACUGGUGGACCAUGGCAGAGGCUACCUGGGCAUCCUGGUCAGCUGCCUGAUCUGUGAGAGCGCCAUCAUGUGGUUGAGCAUGAGAGGCAGCAUUUUGUACACACAGCCCAGGGAGGCUGUACAGUACGUCAUCUACAUACGACUAGCUAUUCUGUUAGUCGAGUUGGUAUACGCUGUGGUAGGAAUUGCCUGGCUUGUCCAAUAUUACCAGCCGUGCUCUGAUGUCACAGCCAAAAACCUGGCUUUGGGAAUCGUUGCAUGCAACUGGCUCGUGAUACUCAGCGUUUGCAUCACCCUCAUGUGCACAUUUGAUCCCACGGGUCGGACGUUUGUGAAACUGAAAGCCACCCGUCGGCGUCAGCGAAACCUCACAACGUACACACUCAGACACAGGCUAGAGGAGGGCCAAGCCAGCAGUUGGAGCAGGAGACUCAAGUUCUUCAUGUGUUGCACAAGAGCCCAGGAUACACAAUCAGAUGCGUAUUCAGAAGUGGCCAGCCUUUUUGCAGAGUUCUUCAGAGACUUGGACAUUGUGCCUAGUGACAUUAUUGCUGGCCUGGUUCUUCUCCGCCAGAGGCAGCGGUCGAAGAGAUCUGCUAUCCUGGACCAGGCCAACAAUGACAUUUUAGCCUUCUUAUCUGGAAUGCCUGUAACACGUAAUACAAGAUACCUGGACCUUAAAAAUUCGGCUGAGAUGAACAUGUACAAGGACGUGUGCUACUACAUGCUUUUUGCCCUGGCUGCAUAUGGCUGGCCCAUGUACCUGAUGAGGAAACCUGCCUGUGGGCUGUGCCGCCUCGCCAGCUCCUGCCCAUGUACAUCAAUGUCCAGCUCUCGGUUGUCUCAGUCCGUGACAGUGGAGGAGGACAACUGUUGUGGCUGUAAUGUCCUGGCCAUACGCAGGCACUUCCUGGAUCGGGACCUCAAGCAGGUUCACAUUGUCUACACAUCCUGCCAUGAUGCAGUCUACGAGACUCCGUUUUUUGUGGCAGUGGAUCACGGGAAAAAGAAGGUUGUCAUCAGCAUCAGAGGCACCCUAUCACCAAAGGACGCCUUGACUGAUCUCACUGGGGAUUCUGAACGUUUGCCUGUAGAGGAACAGCAAGGCACCUGGCUUGGCCACAAGGGGAUGGUUUACUCGGCAGAAUACAUCAAGAAGAAGCUGGAGCAGGAAAUGAUCUUGUCACAAGCCUUCGGCAGAGACCUGAGCAAAGGCACGAUGCAUUAUGGGCUGGUGAUAGUCGGGCACUCUCUCGGUGCAGGCACUGCUGCUAUCCUCUCCUUCCUGCUGAGACCCCAGUACCCCACGCUUCACUGCUACUCUUACUCCCCACCUGGUGGCCUUCUAAGUGAGGAUGCCAUGGAAUACUCCAAAGAAUUUGUAACAUCUGUGGUAUUAGGAAAAGACCUGGUGCCAAGGCUCGGCCUCUCGCAACUGGAGGGUUUCCGACGCCAUCUUCUGGAAGUCUUGCAGAGGAGUAAGAAGCCAAAGUGGAGGAUCAUCGCGGGAGGCACCAAAUGCAUCCCAAAAUCGGAGCUUCCGGUCGAGGUCGAAGAUCCUCAGGCUCAGCCCGCGGCACCUGCCAACAGUUGUCUGUGGCUCCACCCCAGUGACCUCAGCAUCGCCCUUUCAGCCUCCACCCCCCUCUACCCUCCUGGCAGAGUCAUCCAUGUGGUGCACAACCAUCCUCCGGAGACAUGCUGUGGCCAAGAGGAUCCAACCUACUCGGCUCUGUGGGGGGACAACAAGGCCUUCAAUGAGGUCAUCAUAUCACCCGCCAUGCUUAACGAGCACAUGCCCCACAUGGUGAUGGAGGGACUGAACAAGGUGCUGGAGAACUACAACAAAGGGAAAACGGCUCUGCUGUCGGCGGCUAAGAUCAUGGUGAGCCCCACAGAAGUCGACCUGAACCCAGAGAGCCUUUUCAUGGACGCGGCGGCAAACUCUCAGCAGCCGACGCCUACAACCCACCACCGCAGGAACAGUAGUGUUCGACAAAAAACAAUGUUACGCUCGUGUGCCCAGUCUGAAAUAUCCCUGGACGGGUUCUCGGAGUGCCCGCCUCCUCCGGUGCCCGUGGUCCUGCGCGGAGCCCGGGAGAGGCUCACGGUGGAGCUGCGGGACCGCAAAGCACCGCUGGCUGUCAUGGAGAGCCUCUCGGACGCCGAAUCCCUCUACAGCCUCGAUUCCCGACGCUCCUCUGCUGCACUAAGGGGCUCGCCUCUGCUGGGUACCCUCUCAUUCCCUUUGGAUGCCCCGAUCCCGGAGGAGAACCCGUCUCUGAGCUCGCGCACUGAACUACUAGCUGCCGACUCCCUCUGCCAGGCAACGCCGGAGCAUCUGGGAGAGGUGGGGCCGUUCUUUACGCCACUGGAGUCCGCGUCCACGCCGGACUACCCCAUGCGGCUGUCUCCCGCCACGCCUCGCUACAGCGGACACCAUUCCCCCGCUCUGCUGAACCAGAGCGUUUUGGCUCAGCCUUUCAAUCCAGAGGUGAACGCCAACGCCAACGUAGACCACCAACAGAUUCCUGGUGUCUACAGCCCGGGAACCACUCCCAUCGCCCCCCUCAGCCCUCGCAUCGAUUCUAGAGAAAGAGAGCAGGACGAUUGGGAGUUGGAGACGGAAAUGAAACAAUUAAGUGCAGAGACCAAACCGGCAUCUUCCACUCCUCCACCCCAACUGUCCAACGGAAACCCCAGCCAGGCAGUGCUGGAGUUUGCCCAGUACUUAGACUCUCUAUUCAGACUGGACGGCAGCAGCUCGCCACCUAUGGAGCUGUCCGACGGGGAGUCCGAGUCGGGCCGGGGCUCCUUUGGACAGGGUGAGUGUCUCCGGGACGGACAGGCGCUGGAAGACAAACAGCUUCUGGCGCGAGCAACACUGGAACCCAACCUCGUCCCCAAACCUCCACGCACUUUCGCCGGAUCCGCCGACCCCUCUUCGGGCAUCUCCCUGUCGCCCUCCUUCCCGCUGUCGUCGUCGGAGGAGCUCAACGACUUUUCCCCCGGCGAGGCCGCGCCGGCGGCCAUGCACUCCCUACGGACACCUCCCCCUUAUCACUGCCCUGAAGAGAACACGCUAUCGUCUAUGGUGUAGCGCGGUCAUCCAAACUCUUCAAAACAUAUCACAGUUACGUGCAUGCAGUGGAAUGCAGUCACUUAUCCGAGCUCCAGUGACCAGAACUUGACUUUAUCGAACCCACAGAACUAUUUCCAUUCUUCAGGUGUUUCCCCCCCCCUUUUGAAGGCUGUUUAUAGCAUUUUCACACUAUUGCAAUGUCUAAGAAGAAGAAGAAGAAGAAAACAUACCUCUCUCUGCAUGCCAGGGGGCUGUGCUGCUUUUGGAUGAAUAUAAAUAACUGUAGCUUCAACAAUGCCAUUCCAAAACAAUGUUGUCUCGACAUCAAAUUUCCCUGACUUAACACGAUCAAAGGGGAGUCUAAUUAAAUGAGCAGGGAUUCAGAAACUAACACUGUAGUAUGGGGGGGUCAGUGGAUUUUAAUUUUUUUUUCUUUUUUUGGAAAUCAGGAAUGUGAAAAAGGACAUUGUCAAUAAACGAGAGGUGAGAAGACGCGAGCGGAGAAUGUUCCUCAGGUCUGUAAAGAGUUUUACAGUUUGGGCGAGUGCGUGUGUGACGUUGGUGAGAAUUCAUGUGUCUUAAAGAUAAAAAAAAAAAUAAUAAUAAUAAUAAUAAUAUAGUGAUUGUGACAGUUAUUUCAGACGCCUAUGGAUGUUUUUGAGUCUUUUGGUUCUAGUGCAUGAAGAGUUUUUUUUCCAGAGAGAAAUGGUCACUAAGCCACUUAGAUUGACUUUUAAGAACUCUUGCAUCAUCAUCAUCAUCAUCAUGUCGCUGAAUUUAUCCCCCUUUUGCCAAAAAAAGAAUUAUACAUUGUAUUGCCAAAUGUAUUUAUGAGAUGUGAUUUUUGUAUAUGUAUAUGAAUAUUGCUUGAUUUAAUCACAAGCUCCUCCCACAGCCACACACCAUGUCGACUGUUACAAAGCAACACCGCAGAAGAGAGAUGUCACCCGGACGCGAACACUGACACUGACACUGACACUGCCAUGGCUUUAAACCUCCAAACACACGAUCGAAACCAUGAAUUGAACGUGUUCUUCAUUAACUACUGUAUCUUUUAAUCUUCGGGGGAACUCUAAGCAAACGUAGCAUGGUCGUUAGGUUCCAGCCAAUAAGCUUCUGAACAUCAACUCUUGUCUGUGUGUUUAUGAAAGGCCCCGGCUCGGCAGACGGGUCCCCGGAUCUCGUUUCUCUUUCUCCCAGGGUGCUUUGCAGCCAUUUUGGAUCUGACGGGUGUUUGCUUCCCUUUAAUCUCCCUCAUCUCAAACGUCGCCGAGGUUGGACUGAAUACAAUAAAGCUGACUCUCUCACGUCAUUUAACUCUAAACACUUGGGAUACAAUCUUCCAUAUCACUCUGGGUGUAACAGGUGGCUCACGGUUUGCAUUAUUUAUUAUCGUUCCUGUUUAGAUCACUUUUAUUGCUGUUUUUGAUGGUAUUAUUAUCCCUAAUUGCGCUUUCAGCGGAUUGGUUUGAUGUCAGUGGAUUUUUUAUCUCAGUUUUUUUGGGGGUGGGGAACUUUUUUCUUUUUUUUGUUUUUUUUAAGACUUUCCCAAAUGUAUGGAGUUCUGUAUUUCAGCUUUUUUUCUGUCCAAGUGGAAACAGUAUGUGACAUUCUGCCAGGGCAUCUUUUCUGUUGUUGUUGUUGUUUUCCAAUUCUUUCACAGCCACACUCACUUUAGGUGCAGCCCAACCAUCAAAUGUGCAGUCAGCAUACUGAUCUGCACAGUAUUUAUUCGCUGCGGUCGCUCACAGCAGUCGUUUCCAGCCAUUUUUUUUUGUUUUUGCCGUCUGACUCGACACAAACCAUGCGGCCAGUGCCACUAAGUCUCUCACCAGAUACACUUAAGGUCGGGGGCCAGCGGUUUCCUACGUCCAGUGGCUUUGCUGGAAGCCGGUCCGACACGAGAAAAAAAACGCCGCUGACAGAAAGCACUGUAAUACUUUCCACCGUGAUGUGUAUAGCACCAUCUUCUAUGUGUAAUUAUUUAUGCAGAUGUCUAAAAAAAAAAAUAAGAAUUCCAAUAGAGUCAUUUAGAAAAUAACUAUAUAACAGUAAAAAGAUAAAGACUAUGUUAAAAAGAUAAUGAUAUAGAUAUAUAUAUAUAUAUAAGAAAAUAUAUUUCAGUUAUUUAUUCAAAAAUAUUGGCAGAUUUACAAAUUGGUCUUUAUUAAAAGAGAAAUAAGUCAACUAUGUCUUGUCCAUGUUUACCUGGUUUGCUUCCCGUCCUUUCCUGCCCCUUAAAGAGAAUGUAUUUAACUCCCCUCCCUGCCUGUAAUAAACUAUGAAAGUAA